AGCAUAUCAACAACCCUACAUUCCGCAGGCAUGAAAAAUCUAAAAGUUAAAGUAAAUUGUUUAUAAUAAAAGUGCCAGACAUCAAACGAAUUAAUACUAUCAGCACUGAAACGAUUUGGCAACGUAAAUAUCCGAAACAUCAGCCCAACCACACACUUACACACACACUCACAAACAACUACACUCACUCACACACAUACAGCAACAACAACAUACUGUAAGAGUCACCCAGUUCCCCCCAGUUCUAAGUUAGACUGCAAUGUGCAGCUGCAGCGUAAGCGUACGAGAUGUCCCGGCUCGCUGAUUACUUUGUAAUUGUUGGCUACGAUAACGACAAAGAAAAAACUGCCGGCAAUGUCUGCGGUCAGCCAAUAUGCGGAAAAAUUGUGCAACGCUUUCCCGAGAAAGAUUGGCCCGACACGCCCUUCAUCGAGGGCAUCGAAUGGUUCUGUCAGCCGCUCGGCUGGAAUUUAUCGUACGAGAAACAAGAGCCGAAAUUCUUUAUAUCCGUGCUCACCGACAUCGAUGCAAAUAAGCAUUAUUGUGCGUGCUUAAGCUUUCAUGAAACUCUGGCGAUCACCCAGACCCGCACGGUGGACGAUGAGGAUGAGACCAUUGCCAACAAUAGCAAUGGCAACUGUGGCAAUCGCGGAUUGCUCGGCACUCCUCCCGUUGAGUCAAUAACACAUCACAGCAUUAUGUAUGCGCCCAAAUGCUUGGUGCUAAUAUCUCGACUUGACUGCGCAGAGACUUUUAAGAACUGCCUGGGUACCAUCUACACGGUGUACAUUGAGAAUUUGCCAUAUGCCAUGGAGAAUCUUAUUGGCAACAUUCUGGGCUGCAUACAAGUGCCACCGGCAGGUGGGCCGCAGGUGCGGUUUUCGAUUGGCGCCGGUGACAAGCAAUCGCUGCAGCCACCGCAAAGCUCCUCCCUGCCAAUGACGGGCAGCGGUGUUUACUUCCUGUUCAAGCAGCUGGGCAUUAAGAAUGUGCUGAUAUUACUUUGCGCCGUGAUGACUGAAAACAAAAUACUCUUUCACUCCAAAUGCUAUUGGCAUCUCACGGAUAGUUGCCGGGCAUUGGUUGCGCUCAUGUAUCCAUUUCGUUAUACACACGUCUACAUACCCAUACUCCCCGCCCCGCUCACGGAGGUGCUGUCCACGCCAACACCCUUCAUUAUGGGCAUACAUAGUUCGCUGCAAUCGGAGAUCACAGACUUGCUGGAUGUCAUUGUGGUAGAUUUGGAUGGUGGUCUAGUGACCAUACCAGAUGCACUAACGCCACCAGUGCCCAUAUUUCCAUCACCAUUGUGGGAGCAAACGCAGGAUUUGCUCAGCAUGAUACUCUUUCCCAAUUUGGCGCAAGCUGAUCUCGCCUUUCCUAAUAAUGAGCGGCCCAACUCAACUAUGGUCAAGACCGAAGCACAAAUUGACAAGGAGCUGCGCGCCAUAUUUAUGCGUCUAUUCGCACAGCUGCUCCAGGGCUAUCGCUCUUGCCUGACUAUCAUACGUAUUCACCCCAAACCAGUGAUAACAUUUCACAAGGCUGGAUUUUUGGGUGCUCGCGAUCUUAUCGAGAGCGAGUUUUUAUAUCGCGUUCUUGAUAGCAUGUUCUUUACCACUUUUGUUAAUGAACGUGGGCCACCUUGGCGGGCUGCUGAUGCCUGGGAUGAGCUGUACAGCUCGAUGAAUGAAUUGCUCAAAACGGAGUCACAAAACCGGAAUCUCAUACUCACACAUAUCCAGGAACUAGGCCGCACACUAUACGAAAAUGAGGCAUCUAAUGCUCACACAACCUAUGCCCAAAAGGUGCUCAAGCCGCCGCAAGGCUCUUUUCAACGCAUUCACCAGCCGUCAUUUCCACGUAUUAACGUUGAAAAAGUAGAGCUAAUCAUACAGGAUGGCAUACGCAAGAAUGGCCAAUCGCAGCGGUUUCAUGUCACCCGCAAUCAACCCCGAAUUAUACCCAUGGGUCCGCGACUCCCCGAAGCCCUGGAGCUACGACCCACAACGGUACACAAUUCAGCCCGUCGCUUGGAGGUGCUGCGCACCUGUGUCUCAUACAUAUUUGAAAAUCGCAUUGCGGAUGCGAGAAAGCUAUUGCCUGCCGUAAUGCGCACACUAAAGCAUCGAGACGCACGUCUCAUUCUUUGUCGCGAGCUGUUUGGUUACGUACAUGGCAAUAAAGCGGUGCUGGAUCAUCAACAAUUCGAUUUGGUAGUGCGAUUCAUGAACAAAGCGCUGCAGAACUCAUCGGGCGUGGAUGAGUAUACUGUAGCAGCUGCGCUGCUUCCCAUGUCAACUAUAUUCUGCCGUAAGCUUUCUAUGGGCGUGGUACAAUUUGCCUAUACGGAAAUACAGGAUCAUGUCAUAUGGAAGAAUCUGCAGUUCUGGGAAUCCACAUUCUUUCAGGAUGUGCAGGCUCAAAUCAAGGCACUGUAUUUGUUGCAGCGUCGCCAGAACGAGCACAACAAGGAAGCCAACUGUGUACUGGACGAAGUGCCUCUGGAGGAGCCAACGGCGCUAGAAAUAACCGCAGAACAGUUGCGGAAGAGUCCCACCAUCGAGGAGGAGAAAAAGGCUGAGCUGGCCAAAUCGGAAGAGUCCACGCUCUAUAGCCAGGCCAUACACUUUGCCAAUCGCAUGGUAUCCCUGCUAAUACCGCUCGACGUCAAUGUGGAUGCGGCCAGCAAACCUAAGCUGCCCUUUCGGCUCGAGGAGAACCAGAGCGUUUCCAAUAGUAUUAUGGGCUCGCAUAGCCUGAGCGAACAUUCCGAUGAAGGUUUCGAGGAGAACGAUGCCUCUGAGAUAGGUGUUACUGUAGGCAAAACAAUAUCUCGUUUCAUUGAUUGCGUUUGCACGGAGGGCGGCGUCACCUCGGAGCACAUACGCAAUCUUCAUGACAUGGUGCCGGGCGUGGUGCACAUGCAUAUUGAAUCGCUGGAGCCAGUUUAUCUCGAAGCCAAGCGGCAUCCGCAUGUGCAGAAACCGAAAAUCCAGACACCUUGUCUACUCCCCGGAGAGGAAUUAGCGAGCGAUCAUUUGCGUUGCUUUCUCAUGCCCGAUGGACGAGAAGAUGACACCCAGUGCUUGAUACCCGCCGAGGGUGCGCUGUUCUUGACGAAUUAUCGCAUCGUUUUCAAGGGCUCGCCCUGUGAUCCGCUCUUUUGCGAGCAGACAAUUGUGCGUGCCUUUCCCAUUGCCUCACUGCUCAAAGAAAAGAAGAUAUCGAUGCUGUAUUUGGCCCAUUUAGAUCAAACGCUGCCGGAGGGCUUGCAGCUGCGAUCCAGCUGCUUUCAGUUGCUCAAGAUUGCCUUCGAUACGGAGGUUACACUCGAACAAAUCGAAACGUUUCGCAAAACCCUAAACAAAGCGCGCCAUCCAUUUGAUGAAUUUGAGUAUUUCGCAUUUCAAUCGUAUGGAACUAUGCUACAAGGCGUUGUACCUUUAAAAACCAAGGAGAAGUACUCCACGCUCAAGGGAUUUGCAAAGAAAACAUUGUUACGCACAGCUAAAAAAGCUGGAUUCAAGCAAAAAGUCCAAACGAAACGUAAAUUGGUCCCGGAGUAUGAGAUGGGCGGUGGCAGCACAGAUGCACUCGAAACCCACUCCAUAGACGAUGAGCUGGAGGAUGGAGAUGAGUUUGAGACGCAGCAGAACGAAGCGCUGCCACGUCUGCUCACGACCAAGGACAUCGAGCGCAUGCGUGAGCGUAGCUAUGUACGGGAUUGGAAACGUUUGGGCUUCGAUGCAGAGGCACAACUCGGAUUUCGUAUCAGUAAUGCCAAUGCCAACUAUGCCACGUGUCGCACUUAUCCGGCCAUUAUAGUUGCGCCGGUCCACUGCAGCGAUGCGGUCAUGACGCACCUGGGACGCUGUUUCAAGAGCCAGCGGAUACCCUUGCCCACGUGGCGGCACAAUAAUGGCUCGUUGCUCAUACGCGGUGCACAGCCGAAUAGCAAAUCCGUAAUUGGCAUGAUCAAGAAUACAACGGGGGCAAAUACUAUGGCGCAUAAUGAUGUCACUCAUUAUCCGGAACAGGACAAAUAUUUAAUGGCGCUGAUUAAUACAAUGCCUGUGCUGACGCCGCUCGACGCACUCAAUCAGUAUACCGAUAUGAAUCUCUCCAUAAACUCACUGCUCGGACAUGGCGAAGAACAUCAAUCGUUAACACCAGAGUUUAUGCGCAAACAACGAACAAAUUUGAGUAUGUCGGAAAGUAGUAAAGCCAAUGUCGGCGGCAACAAGGGUGGCACCAUGAAAGGCAAUGAAAGGACUGCAGCGAACGCAUUUCGGAAGAUGCGGCUCUAUGUUCUAGGCGAAAAAUCGCAAGCCAAAUCGAAUUUGAAUGGUGAUUUCUGUGCGGAUUUCAUACCAGUGGAUUAUCCGGAUAUACGGCAAUCUCGAUCAGCCUUCAAGAAACUGAUACGUGCCUGCAUGCCCUCACAUAAUAUCAGUGAAGCAGAUAGCCUGAGCUUUGCCAAGAUGGUUGAGCAAUCAGAUUGGCUGCAACAAAUCUCUACCCUGCUGCAGCUAUCCGGUGCCGUUGUGGACCUCAUUGAUUUGCAGGAAAGUAGCGUCAUGCUUUCACUGGAGGACGGCUCCGACGUGACUGCCCAGCUGUCGAGCAUCGCACAACUGUGCCUUGAUCCCUAUUAUCGCACGAUCGACGGCUUUCGUGUGCUGGUCGAGAAAGAGUGGCUGGCAUUCGGACAUCGCUUUGCCCAUCGCAGCAAUUUGAAACCAUCCCAUGCCAGCACAAACAUUGCCUUUGCGCCCACAUUUUUGCAGUUUCUGGAUGUUGUCUUUCAGCUGCAGCGACAGUUUCCCAUGGCAUUUGAGUUUAAUGAUUUCUAUUUGCGUUUUCUGGCCUAUCACGUGGUCUCGUGUCGAUUUCGCACAUUUCUCUUUGACUGCGAGUUGGAGCGCUACGAUUCCGGCAUUGCGUCCAUGGAGGACAAGCGCGGCUCACUGACCACCAAGCAUAUAUUUGGUGGUGGCGGUGCUGCGAAUGGUUCGGAUGAUGAAUGUAAUGUUUAUCCGCUCGACAUACGCAGUCCACGCACGCCUAAUCAAAUGAAUCGCAUUGGACACUCCAUUUUCGAUUAUAUCGAGCGACAGCACAACAAAUCGCCAAUAUUCUAUAAUUUCCUGUACUCUGCCAACAGGGAUGUGGUACUGCGUCCGCAGAAUAGCGUGGCUGCCUUAGACCUGUGGAGCUUUUAUACCAACGAGGAGCUGGCACAGGGACCGCCCUAUGAUCUGGAAGUGACCAAUGUCGAUGAUGAAAUCGAUCUGUCUGAGAUCAAGGGCAAACGCAUGGUGAUUAGCGCCGGCUAUGACAACAUUGAGAAAUGCAAUCCCAAUGCCUAUGUCUGUCUGCUCAGCGAGGUGAAACAGGCGGAGACGGAACGCGGCCAUCUGCCACAGAAGUGGCAGUUGGUGUGGAACAAUAUGGUCGUACCACAGUCAGAGUCCAUAUCGCGCAAAACUUCAAUGAACAGCAUGCUGGUCCAGACGCAUCAACACAAGCGCUCUACGCUCGAAAUUAUAAUGAAGGGUCGCUUGGCUGGGUAUCAGGAUAAGUUCUUUCAUCCGCAUCGCUUUGAGAAGCAUCCAUAUACGACGCCCACCAAUUGCAAUCAUUGCACUAAGCUGCUCUGGGGGCCUGUUGGCUAUCGUUGUAUGGACUGUGGCAACUCCUAUCAUGAGAAGUGUACGGAGCUCUCCAUGAAGAACUGCACCAAAUACAAGGCCAUAGAUGGUACUGUGGGGCCGCCCAAUGUCAACAUAUCCCAGGGUGAUACCGCCAGCAUUGCAUCCAGUGCAGCGACCACCGCACGCACCUCCAGUCACCACUUCUACAACCAGUUCAGCAGCAAUGUUGCCGAGAAUCGCACGCACGAAGGACAUCUCUACAAACGUGGCGCUCUGCUGAAGGGAUGGAAGCAACGCUGGUUCGUUUUGGACUCGAUUAAACAUCAAUUGCGCUAUUAUGAUACUUCCGAUGAUACAGCGCCAAAGGGUAUUAUAGAGUUGGCCGAGGUGCAGUCGGUGACUGCCGCACAGCCCGCACAAAUUGGCACAAAACGCGUCGAUGAAAAGGGUUUCUUUGAUCUUAAAACCUCGAAGCGCACCUAUAACUUCUAUGCUAUGAAUGCGAACCUGGCUCAGGAGUGGACAGAAAAGUUGCAGGCUUGUUUGCAGUAAACCCGAAAUUCAUCCAACAGCGACAGAUAUAGUUUUUAUCCUGGCGAUCUAUUUAGUGCUCCUACUCGCUGCGGCUUCUACAAAGCUUACGUUCAAUGCGUGUUCUGCUC
Drosophila arizonae is the source of this 6319-nucleotide messenger RNA. RefSeq names its product SET domain binding factor (gene Sbf). Gene Ontology annotation, cellular component: membrane; cytoplasm. The record is from RefSeq and is a predicted model, not a curated record. Lineage: Eukaryota; Metazoa; Arthropoda; Insecta; Diptera; Drosophilidae. Gene Ontology annotation, molecular function: guanyl-nucleotide exchange factor activity.